This is a messenger RNA of Osmerus eperlanus (European smelt), 1815 nucleotides long. Its product is annotated as protein TUNAR-like. The record is from RefSeq and is a predicted model, not a curated record. The coding region runs from base 800 to 1057 and encodes 85 amino acids. Lineage: Eukaryota; Metazoa; Chordata; Actinopteri; Osmeriformes; Osmeridae. The transcript is spliced from 2 exons.
GCACGGGGUGCGAGUCUGGCUCAGCGGCUGCCGUCUCUUAUAGCAGCCGAGCGCUCGCGCUGCGCUCAGUCACACAGGGAGACACAGCCAGUGAAGCGCAGGAGAACACUUGUCAGACAACUAAUCGCUAGGGAAACAGGAGCACACCAACAUUUACAAGUCAGUCAACGUUUCUACUUUUCCUUUAUCCUGGAUGGGGAAACCUUCUGAAACUCUUGGUGGUGUACAGAAGAAAGUUUGACGGCUUGUUAGACGACGUCUCUGCCAACUUAGAGAUAGGUGGAUGUCCAGCCUUUAGGAGAAAGACAGGGCAGGGGUACUUGAAGGGAUUGAGGUUGAGCUUAGCAGGGGCGUACUGUUCAGAAGAACAUGGAUCUGCACAUAUGAAACUGCCUCCUUCCUCCCCUCUCUCUCUGAUCUGCCUCUUGACUGGCUCCACACUUCAACCUGACACAAACUCCCCCAGCAGAGAGAAGAAGAGAAGAAGAGAAGAUCAGGUCGAAAAGGAGAGGACAGGAGAAGCCAGGAGAGGAGGAACGAGAGGAGGAACGAGGGGAGAGAAGGGAGGAGAACGCCGGCUCCUCCGGCUCGUCGAGGCGGAGGAGGAGGACUCCGGGAGGCGGCGGCAAAGAGAACUUGGCCACGAGUGAGAUGAAACUCGGGGAGCAGACGUUCCACCGCCGCAGGGUACGACAGCCAACCACAGCCCUCCAAUCGGACAGCCCGGAAGACGAGCCAGCCCUCUCUGGACCCAACGCUGAAGGAUGAGAGGACACGACUUUCCCCUUAGUUGCCAGGGAUGUCGGCGCGUCACGGAGAGACACCCCCCUCCAGCAUGUCCAAUGCUAUGUUUCUCCUGAUGCUCUGCAAGACUGGUCUGAGAGGAAAACUGAAGACUUUUCCAGGGAAAAUGGUAAACACUGCCAUCAGUGAUGAGGAAAAAGGAAUCCAAGACAAGGAGGGUAAGGAGGAAUCCAUCUUGGCGAUGCUGGGAAUCAUUGGGACUAUUCUCAACCUGGUAGUCAUCAUCUUUGUCUACAUCUACACUACCCUGUAGGCCGAACCCACGGUCCUACAAAAUCUGAACUACUACUAAGACUUCCUGUUUCUCCACCGGCCCUAGCAAUGCUGAUUGGCCGGAAGUGGAAACCAGAAGGAGGAGCAGAAUUAAAAAAUGGCCAUCAUGUUAAAAGGGAUGUGAAACUGUACGGUCAUGGCACCAUGUGCAAGCAACGACAACUUCACAAAGUGGUGCUAAGACUGUGGGAGACUGGGCUGUUGCUGUGGGAACCAUCUCUGAGGCUGUCAAAGCCAUCCUUAAUGAAAGACACUUUACAGUAAUAACCUGUACAUAUGCAUGAGGAUACAUAUGCGUGUGGUAUCUUUGGUCAGACAUUGUCUGAGACGUAACUCCCACAUGCCACUUCCACAGGAGAGAAGGAGCCGGAACUGAGUGUGGCAGCAGCUGCUUUUCCGAAAAGUUGGAAGAAGUGACAUUUGUACAAUGGAAAUCAUCAAAUUUGUAUCGAUUUUUUGCGGUACAUACGUAGGUUGGAAGAUGACCUACAGUCCAGUUUGAUGUGGAGGGAAGCUGACCAUGAGCCUUUUUCAUUCUUAAGUAUGGUGGCUUAAACUCACUGUAAAGACAUUCUUUACAUGGAAAAAACAUGAAUCAAAUGUUGAUAUGAGUGUGUUUAGUGGAUAGGUUGUAGCAACAUGUGAAUCAACCUGGUUUAAUGAUUGUUCAUAUUGUGUCUUUUAACUAUUUUAACAAAUAUUUGUCACAUUACGUUGAUAAUUUAAUAUCAAACUAAA